UUGCUUUAUCUGAUAAAUGGGCAAAGCGUAAAAGGGGUGCUACCAUCUUUAAAAAACCAAAUAUCUCCCCAGCUGUAUUUCUUCUGAUCCUACGAUAUAUCUAUACAGGAAUUCUUGAUUUAACUAGUCAAUCGAGUUCUAACAUUCUUGCUCUUCUUGUUGCGUGUGACGAAUUAAUGCUUGAAAAAUUAGUUGAUCAUAUCCAAAAGCAUCUCAUUAAUCAAGAAUCGUCCUGGUUACAAAAGAAUUUCAUUUUCGCUUUGCACACAGUCUUGAAGCUCCAAAGUUGCAAAGCAGUCCAAGAAUAUAUCAUGAUGACAAUCUGUGAAGAUCCUAAACCUUUUUUUGAAUUAAAGGAAUUUCCAACUUUGGAUAAAGAUAUUCUUUUAAGUCUUGUCAAGAGAAACGAUCUGGGUAUUGAAGAAAUUGAUCUUUGGAAAUAUUUAGUGAAAUGGGGAUCAGCUCAAUUCAUUUCUUCUAAAGAAAAAUCUAAGAAGGAUGUCAGUAAAUGGGAAGAGAAUGAUUUUGCAUUAUUAAAAAAAUUUUUGGAUCAGUUUAUGCCACAUAUUCGAUUUCAUGAAAUAUCCAGUGAAGAAUUUUAUUAUCACGUUAGACCUUAUAAAAAAGCAAUACCGGAAAAUAUUUAUGAAGAUUUAGUGGCUUAUCUCAUGGCUAACGUAACUCCCAAAGUUCCUAAGCUACCUCCACGUUAUGGUCCUAUUAUUAUCGACUCUGUUAUAAUUAAAAGGAACAAAGCUGCAACCAUCACUAAUUGGGUUGAAAGAAGAACUACCUUUGUUAAGAAACCUUUUUAUCAGUUUACACUUACUUACCGAACAACACGCGAUGGAUUUGAUUAUAAUAAAUUUAUUGCGAAUAAUUGUAAUGGCGCAGUUCUUGUGUUAAUUAAAAUCAAGGAUUCAAAUAAAGUAAUUGGUGGAUACAACCCUCUAGGCUUGAGAAAUUAUAAGCGUUACUAUGGCAAUAAUUAUCAAUGGGAAUCAACUAAUGAUAGGUGA
Messenger RNA from Dentiscutata erythropus, 1019 nucleotides. NCBI's taxonomy places the organism in Eukaryota, Fungi, Glomeromycota, Glomeromycetes, Diversisporales, Gigasporaceae. The record is from the annotation of a GenBank genome assembly.